UCGGUAGCCCAUCACCACUGGGUUAAUAAAGAUUCAAGAAACUAAAAUUGAACGGUUUCUCUCCUCAAAUCUAUGCGGAAACGAAUCCAGCUGAUGCAUGAUCAGCCCUUUCCCCUCGAGCACCGAUAAUGGCGCAACCCGUAUAGCUAAUCCAUUCUUCUUUGAUCGCUCUUCCUUCCUCCACUGGGCUUCUCGCUGAAAUGCGUUCCAAGGACAGAAUCUCCUACUUUUACGACGGGGAUGUGGGUAGCGUUUAUUUUGGACCAAACCAUCCAAUGAAGCCACACCGGCUCUGUAUGACCCACCAUCUCGUCCUCUCCUACAAGCUCCACCAGAAGAUGGAAAUAUAUCGGCCUCACAAGGCAUAUCCAGUUGAGCUUGCUCAAUUCCAUUCAGCUGAUUAUGUUGACUUUUUACACCGGAUUACACCUGACACUCAACACAUGUUCUCAGAUGAAUUAGUAAAAUAUAAUCUUGGAGAAGAUUGCCCUGUAUUUGAAAACUUGUUUGAGUUUUGUCAAAUUUAUGCUGGUGGAACUAUAGAUGCCGCAUGCAGAUUGAACAAUCAACUUUGUGACAUUGCUAUAAAUUGGGCUGGUGGAUUACACCAUGCAAAGAAGUGUGAGGCAUCCGGCUUUUGUUACAUCAAUGACUUGGUUUUGGGAAUCUUGGAGCUUCUAAAACAUCAUGCCCGUGUUUUGUAUAUUGAUAUAGACGUGCAUCAUGGGGAUGGUGUAGAAGAAGCCUUUUAUUUCACUGACAGGGUGAUGACUGUUAGUUUUCACAAGUAUGGGGAUAUGUUUUUUCCAGGAACUGGUGAUGUUAAGGAAACAGGAGAAAGAGAAGGCAAGUAUUAUGCCAUAAAUGUCCCACUCAAGGAUGGAAUAGAUGACACUAGCUUCACUAGACUUUUUAAAAGUAUUAUUUCCAAGGUUGUUGAAACAUAUGUCCCAGGUGUGAUAGUUCUGCAAUGCGGGGCAGAUUCGCUUGCUGGGGACCGCUUGGGCUGCUUCAAUCUCUCCAUUGAUGGGCAUGCCGAAUGCGUUAGGUUUGUCAAGAAAUUUAAUUUGCCAUUACUGGUAACUGGAGGUGGGGGAUAUACAAAAGAGAAUGUUGCUCGAUGUUGGGCUGUGGAAACCGGAGUUCUUCUUGAUACAGAACUUCCCAAUGAGAUCCCUGACAACGAGUAUAUUAAAUAUUUUUCUCCAGAAUACUCCUUGAGGAUUCCAAGUGGGCACAUAGAAAACUUAAAUAGUAAAUCAUACCUUGGCACAAUAAAAGCGCAAGUCUUUGAAAAUCUUCAAAGCAUCCAACAUGCUCCUGGUGUACAAAUGCAAGAGGUUCCACCCGACUUUUACAUUCCUGACUUUGAUGAAGAUGAGCAAAACCCUGAUGAGCGCAUGGAUCAACACACUCAAGACAAGCAGAUCCAACGUGAUGAUGAAUAUUACGAAGGAGACCAUGAUAACGAUCAGAAUAUGGAGGAUGUAUAAAUUGCCUUUGCUUUGACCCAUAAUAGGGCCUAUUAGAGAUUGUUUGAGAACUCAUGCAUGUAAAAUUGUACCUUGGAGCUGUGAUAGCGAACUUUUUCCCAGAUAGCCUCUGUCAAAAUUCAUUUAGUAAUUGGCUGCUAGCAGAUUUCCUUUAGCUAGUUGUUUAGUUAGAAAGGAGUUUACAAACUGAUGUGUAUUGUUGUAACAUUUUAAAUCUACUUUAUAGUAAAAGGAGCUUGUACAAUCUGUUUGCAAGCUUUCUAGAUUUGUUUGCGAGCCUAGCACUUCUCUUGUUGGAUUGGGUUUUGCAAUGAAAUGAUUGAGGCCGAUUGAUGUUUCUUGA
Molecule: messenger RNA, 1836 nt
Organism: Carya illinoinensis
Lineage: Eukaryota; Viridiplantae; Streptophyta; Magnoliopsida; Fagales; Juglandaceae
Product: histone deacetylase 9
Exons: 14
Coding region: 201-1493 (430 amino acids)
Molecular function (GO): histone deacetylase activity
Source: RefSeq, a predicted model, not a curated record